AUAAUCUAAUGAGGAAGGUACUAUUAUUGAUAAGGAAUCUGAGGCUCAAGUUGGAAAGAUAAGUGGCACAACCUAGAUUCAAGGUUAGCCCUAUCUUACCCUAGAACCUAGACUGUUAUCUAUCAUGGUAUAAUAGAAAUAUAGAAACAAUUGUACUAAAGAGAGAGAGAGAGAGAUCACAUCUACCCAGAAAGAUCAAGAAAGACUUCUUAAAGAAGAUGCAGCUAAGGUGGAGUUGAAAAAUUGAUUGCUAUUUGAUGUGAUCAGAACAGUGUUUCAUGAGCAUUAUUCUGUCAGUGGCACAGGGUGAAUUGGAGUGGAGAUAGAAUACAGUUAGACAUCUGUUAUGUCAGGCACUGUCCCAGGUCUCUUCCCUCAUGGAAGAGACCUGGAACAUUAGUAAAAGGAAAAUAAAAAAGAAACAAAUGUAUGUCAGUGGUGAUGAAUGCUGUUUAGAAAAAUGAAAAAAUGAGGCAGGGUAAGGAAAUUGAGGAUGAAAAUCAUGUUUUAGAGAGGUUAUCAGAGACGGCUUCUCUGCUAAGAUAGUAUUUAGAAGAGGUAAGGAGAGGUUGGAUUCCAGUAUAAUUUACAUGUGGAACCAAUGAGUUUUGCCAGAAGAAUUGCAUGCAACAUGUAAAAGAAAGAAAAGCCAAGAUUCUGAUUUGUCUAGGGUAAAUUGGGUAAAACAAUUGGGGCAGCAGUCCUGGGCCACAUACUUGGGGAGUAUCUUAAAUGAUUUCCCAAAGGGUCUAUGAAACAUCAACAGUGAGCUCUCAUUUAUGAUUAUAUUGGGCAAGGCUGAUUAUAUUGGGCAAGGCUGAUUAAAUUGCCUUGGGCUCUACACCCUUCUAGAUACCUCCCUGCUAAUGUUCUAGAGUUUUGAAUCUGAAUAAGAAAAAUGAACUUCUAAUUUACUGGGAUGGAGAAGACCACGAAGGAGCUGGUUUAGGGGUAGUGAUGGAGUGGAUAGAGACAUAAGGAGUUCAGUUUGGAACAUAGUGAGUUAAAUGGCUGUAAGAAAUUCAAGUGGCGAUAUCAGGAUUAAAGAAGGUGAACUAAAAGGGGGAAAAGAGACUCAAGAAUGUCAGGCAACAAAGAAAGGAAGAGUCAAGGAGUUCCUGAAGAAGCUCUGGCUAAACAAGACACAUCUUCAUUAACCGAUGCUGUAGAGGAAGUUGCAAAGCAACAACAAUCACAAACAUCAGAAAUAGAAAAAAACAAAAAAGUUCUGUUCCAUUUGCAGAAUGAACUUCAUGAGCUUGAAACACAAAUAGCAUCUAUCUCUGCAGAAACUAAAGAAACAGAAAGGCAAAUGUAUCAGCAAGAUGCUGCCAUACAGAAUACCAGGCUCCAGUGCGGAGUCCUGGAAAAUCAAAUCCGAUCCUUACAUACAGAAAAUGUGAAGCUGAAAUUUGACAUAGAAGCAGCCCAGGAAGAUUUUGAGGAACGGAUGAUAAGAUAUAAUGAAUACUAUGCAAGAAUACAAGCACAUAAAGAUAGUCUGAGAGAGGUGGAGAGCAAAUGGUCAUCCAUGAGUGAGCUCAGUGAGAAGCGAGACCUUGUUAAAAAACUAAAGGCAGCCAAAGAGGAACUUAUGCAGGAUCUCCAAAAUCCAGAAGGAAACCUGAUGAGACAAGUACAGGAAGACAUUACAGAGCUAAAGGAUAAAAUUCUAACUGUAAAAGAAUCCAUCAUUGAAAAAGCUUGUUUUCUUGAGGAAGAAAAAAAGACACACGAAAAAUUAAGAAAAGAAAUAGAGGUACAACAUAAGAGAUACAGUGCAAUUCUUAAGCGUUUGCACUGUCAGGUGAACAAGCUUCAGUCAAAUAGAAGACAAUGGCAGUGGAACAUUCAACAGCUGGAAAAAACUGCAGCUGAACUGAGAAAAUGCAUUGGAACAAAAGUUUAAUGUGGCCAUAGGGUAAUGUAGAACACAGGCUAUGCCACAAAAAUUAUGGGACAGAAAGGUGAGAAAAUCCUUUGGGUCCUAACAACUGGCAUCCACUAUUGGAGGGCUCUCUAAUGACAGAUAUGUUUUCUUUUUUUUGAAUCAGCCAUCUGUUUGUUGAAGUGCCUUCCAACCCGAUAAUUGAUAGCAAUAGACAACAGGAAGGCUCACAGAAGAAUAGUGAAAGACUCUUUAUGAAUAUUUUGAGUAUAUAAGAUAUACUGUACUCAUGAAUGCCUGUUUAUAAAUAUGUCGCCUCCACUAUCAUAUGAAGCAAAACUUUAGAAGAAAAGAAGCACUUGAAUUUACGACUUAAAUUGUUAAGAUACUUUAAAUGGUUGUCUGUUUCAGACAACCUGAUUUUUACACCGGGUUUCAAAGCAGUCCAUAAAUACUGACAUUUAUAAUAAUGUUGUUAUGUGUUCAAGGCUUCAUAUAUUUACUUGGUUUCCCCUUUUAUACAGAGGUAACAAUCAUUUUUUUUGCUGUUGGAUAACAUAUUUUUAGAGAGUUGCAGUGUACACGGUUUUUGUUCACUUUUCUGUCUGUACUUUCUUUCUUACUAUUCUAUAACUGUAUUGAAGUUAUAACAUCAUGUAAGGCAAACAUACCAGCUCCUAAAAGAAAAAUGUUAACCAAUGUAGACUAAUGUAUUUUUUCUCAUUGAAAGUUAUAUACUAUGUCCACAGCAACAAAUCAAAAUUUAACUCCUUGCGGCUCCAUUGAGUCAAAUUUUUAGAAAAUAAACAAAAUAUUAAUUACUGAAGAUAUGGUUUUUGAAUAUUUGCUUUUAGGAUGUAAUGAAUUCAAAGCAAUAACAUCAAAAAGGUAUCUCAGGUCCAUCUUCUCCUCACCUUUCUAUGUGCCAAAGAUUCAGUAAGAGUAUAGCUGAUAUAAAACCUGAUAUUAAUAAUCUUGUUAUGCCUAAUAUUAGUAGUCCUGUUAGGAAUUUGCAUGGCUUGUUAUGGCUGACACUUCAAGUGGCUUAUUCUGUAACACAAUAAGCUUUGGUCCAUGACUCAGAACUAGGCUGUUUUUAUUCUUGCUACUUCUUUUUUAGAAUUAGGGUUAGGGUUAGAGUUAAUAGGUCACAGACAUAAAUGCAAAAUGCAAAAAUUAUAAAACUGCUAGAAGAUAACAUAGGAGAAAGCCUAGAUGACCAUUUGUAUGGUGAUGUGUUUUUUAAUUACAACACUGAAAGCACAAUCCAUGAAAGAAAUAAUUGAUAAGCUAGACCUCAUUAAAAUUAAAAAUGUCUACUCUGUAAUAGACACUGUCAAGAGAAUGAUCAGACAAGCCACAGACUGAGAGAAAAUAUUUGCAGAAGGCAAACCUGAUAAAGAACUGUUAUUCACAAUAUAAAAUAAACGUUAAAACUCAACUAUAAGAAAACAAAUAACCAGAUUAAAAAAUGGGCCAAAGAUCUUAACAGACACCUCACCAAAGAAGAUAUAUAGAUGGCAAAAAAGCAUAUGAAACUAUGCUCCACAUGACAUGUCAUCAGGGAAAUGAGAAUUAAAACAGUGAGAUACGACUACAAACCUAUUAGAAUGGCCAAAACCUAGAGCACUGACAACACCAAAUGCUGAUAACAAUGUGGAGCAACAGAAACCCUCUCAUUCAGUGCUGCUGGGAAUGCAAAAUGGUACAGCCAUUUUAGAAGAUAGUUUGAUAGUUUCUUACAAAACUAAACGUACUCGUAACAUAUGGUCCUGCAGUCACACUCCUUGGUAUUUACCCAAAGGAGUAGAAAACUGAUGUCCACACGAAAACACAGAUGAUUAUAACACUUUUUACAUAAUUGUCAGAACUUGGAAGCAACCAAGAUGACCUUUGGCGAAUGGGUAAACUGUGGUACAUUCAGACAAUGGAAUAUUAUUUAGUGCUAAAAAAAGAAAUGUUAUCAAGCCAUGAAAGGAUAUAAGGAAACUUCAAUGUAUAUUACUAAGUGCAAGAAGCCAAUCUGAAAAGGUUAUGUAAGCCCAAUUAUAUGACAUUCUGGAAAAGGAAAAACUGUGGAGACAGUAAAAAUAUUAGUGGUUGCCAGGGUCGCUGGGGGCAGGGGGUUGGAGGAGAAAUGAAUAGGCAGAGCACAGAGGACUUUUUAAGGAAAAUGUUUUGUAUGAUACCAUGGUGAUGGAUAUAUGUCAUUAUAUAAUACAUUUUUCCAAAUGCAUAGAAUGUACAAUACCAAGGGUGACUCCCAAGGUAAACUAUAUACUUUGGGUGAUUAUGAUGUGUCAGUGUAGGUUCAUCCUUGGUUUAAAAAAAAAGUACCAUUCUUCUGAGAUGUUAAUAAACGGGGAGGCCACGCGUGUGUGGAGACAGGGAGUAUGAGACAGAAAGUACCUCUGUAACUUUCUCUCAAUUUCGUUAUAAACCUACAAUGGCUUUAAAAAUAUUUUUUUUUUAAAAAGCACUCAAAUACAUAGAUAACAGUACAUGAAAGUCAGUAUUAGUAAAAUAUUUUGGCUAAGAAAAGUAAAAUUCUGCUUAUAAAAAUUGCUUUGGAACCUUGUAAAGUUCACAUAGGUGAUUGUAAUUAAUACCCAAAGUUCCUAUAUCAUCUUGCAUUAAACAUGGAAUCCCUUGUUCUUCCAUAAAAAUCAUUAAGGCCUAUAUUAAUACUGUGGAAAUUUAGGACUAUUUUUUGGUGGGGGGGAUCGGUAGAUUAAGAGGAACUUGUGGUUUUUCAACUAAAAACUAUUUGAUUUAUUAGUUGCUCAUAUUUUCAAUAUUAUAAAUAUUUUAUUUUUCACUAACUAAGCUAAUGAUUAGUAAAGCUAAUGAUUAGAAGCUAAAAGUUAUGUGCCUGUCUUAAAUAACCUAUGCUGUAUUUGUUUACUUGAAUUUAUAAUGUAUUUCUAAAGGAAGGGUUUACUGUUUGGUUCUCUCUUUUCACUUUUCUGAUAAAUUUGGCAGUGUAAGUAGUGGGUCUUCUAUAUCACAUUAGCCACCAUAUAGCACUUUCUCCUGAAUGUUACUGAACUAUGACCGAAACCAGGAAAAAUAAAUUGAAACAGAUACUAAAUAGCAGAAUAGAUUUAUUCAAUACAUAUCUAAGAAUGGCAUGCUCCAAAUUGCUUUUUUUCUUCUGUACUGUUCUAUUUAAAUGAUGGUUGUGAGGUAUAGAUCUUUAGAAAAAUAAAAAUAGCAUAUGAUUUAGUAAUGACAGAGUUGCUAUUUACAUAACCCAGUAAACACAGACAUGACGUAAUGAAACUUCAGUCUCUUAAUUAAUGAGAUGAUGUAUUCCAAAAGCAAAACCAGAGUUCAUGUGAUAAAUAGUUUUAAAAGGCUUCUUACCCAAAAAGCUUUCUGGCAUAACAAUCAUCUCAGAAUUGGAAUAAAACAUUUAAAUUACAGAUAUUUGCCAGGAUUGCUCAGUCACAUAGCACAAGGUAAUUUAGAGGCAAUGAUAAUACAAUGCCAGUCUAAGAUACAUUUUCAAAUUUCUUUUUGGUCCAAAACGUUUAAGACGUAUCGUCCACCUCAUCUACAAUGUAUUACUUAUUACUCCCCAUGACAUUAUUUUACAUAGAAUAGAAAUCUGUAAUCCCAAGCUUGUAUUAGAGAAGCUUCUUCAAGGUAAUUUCAAGACUAUUUCUCCUUGAUUCCAUAGUGCUUCUUUCUGUAUGUGAUAUGGGAAAAAUGUAACAAUCCUAUAACCAGUUGUUUUGUUUUCAGGGACUAGCGUUAACUAAUUCAUGCGGUUAGCCAUCCAGAUGUCAGCACAUAUACUCGGCUGAAAAUAUAUCACAGUUUUCUCCUCAUCCGCCUCUUCCACAGAGACUGUGUACAGCCAUUGUCAAGUGUCUGCCAUUCCUUAGAGGAAGAGCACUUUGAGGACACCUCCACCCAUUGGAUGUAAUAUUGAUUUGGCUGGGAAGUUAGAUAAUGUUGAUAUUGUUUUAAUUUCUGGUUCAUACAAAUUUGUAUGAAGCACUCAAUUCUCAGAAGAAUCCAUUCUUUUUCUAAUCUGACACUAAUUUAGAUUAUUCAUCUUCUAAGCCUUUCAAUCUCAAUUAAUAUGUCAAUGUAAUUUACUCAGGCACAGUUUCCUAAUAAUUAGUCUAAUUCUCUCAUUUUUCUUUCAUUUCUUUCCAUCAAAAAAUACCACUUCCUCUUUCAGAGCUUUCCUUUUCUCAGUCCCUGCACAGCCCCAGUUGUAUCAUCUUCAGGCUCCAAUUCUCAUUUUUGUUGUAACUCCAAAGUUUAAUUCCCUUGCCUAAAUUUAGAUCCCAAACAUUGAAAACAAUCUCUUCAUUUAUAACUGUCUUAUGCAAGAGACUCCAUCUUUACUUUGAAAUGCAUCACAGAGAUGAACUUUCUCAGAAACACUGACACAGUGCUCUGCCUAGAUCCUCUCAGACUUUUUUUUUAACACUUUUUGAGCACCCCUCUCCCAAAUGAGCCAUGCUUUUACCUCCACUAGCGUUCACCUAACACUGUCUGUGGGAGUUCUGCUACCCUCAGAAGGACUUUACCCAAUAUUACAGCCUUGUUUGGCUGCUUUCUUCUUUCCAGUCUUGCUUCCCUCACCAAUUUCUCCUGGGAGAACUUCACUAAUAAAUCACUUGCUCAGGGUCUGCUUCUGAGAAUCCCAAACUAAGUCACAUUGCAAAAAUAAUUACAUCUUGAAAUCUCUAUUUUCAAGAGAUGACUAUUACUCCACUCCUGUUUCUCAUUCUAGAUCAAUUCUGCUUCCAGCAGCAGCAGCAACAGGAAAGAAAAAAGAAAAAAAAAAAAAAAAGAAA
Messenger RNA from Hippopotamus amphibius kiboko, 6705 nucleotides. RefSeq names its product coiled-coil domain containing 122 (gene CCDC122). The coding region runs from base 1082 to 1909 and encodes 275 amino acids. The record is from RefSeq and is a predicted model, not a curated record. The transcript is spliced from 6 exons. Lineage: Eukaryota; Metazoa; Chordata; Mammalia; Artiodactyla; Hippopotamidae.